AAAGGUGACUAAAUAUUUUUUUCUCCCCUUCAAAUUUUCUGUUAAACAUGAUCUCUCUUCUAAUAAAAUUAUAAUUCAUUGAGUUUUCCAAUUUCUCCAAAAAAAAUCAAAGAUAGAUUUUUCUCUUUUUUUUUACGAAUUUUGAUUUUUUUUUUUAAGAAAGAUUUGGAUUAAGAUUCAUGAUUAUCCUUAAUCCCUAAUUUUUCAAAUUCUGAUACUUUGUAAAUUGAAUAAGCAAAGGGAAAAACCAAUUCAAAUUUCUAAAUGUGAGCGGUUUAUGAGGAGAAAUAUAUAAAUGUAAGUAUAAAGCUUCUUCUACAUUUAUUAAUGUCAAACGUUAACCUCCGAAUCCGAAAAUGCCCCUCUAUGUUGAUCGCGACGCUUCCAAGCUAUGGAGAAAAAUUUGCGCAGAAACAUCAAUGGAAGUCUCGCUGGUUGCUGAGAAUUGGAAGCCUCUCCUUGCAGGAAUUAUUUUUCAGUACAUACACGGUUUAGCUGCUCAUGGAAUUCAUUACUUACAUAGGCCAGGGCCAACGCUUCAGGACGCUGGCUUUUUUCUUCUUCCAGAACUUGGUCAAGAUAAAGCUUAUAUAAGUGAAACUCUGUUCACUUUCAUCUUUUGUUCUUUUGUGUUGUGGACUUUUCACCCUUUCAUUUUUCAGUACAAAAAAAUCUAUACAGCUCUAAUCUGGUGCAGGGUUCUUGCUUAUUUGGUGGCUUGUCAGAUUCUCCGGAUAGUUACAUUCUAUUCAACUCACCUUCCUGGUCCAAAUUAUCACUGCCAUCAGGGCUCAAAACUUGCCAGGCUUCCCCCUCCAGAGAGUGCGAUUGAAUUGCUUGUAAUCAACUUUUCUCGAGGGGUUAAUUAUGGCUGUGGUGAUUUGAUAUUUUCGUCACACAUGAUAUUUACCAUAGUGUUUGUACGCACGUAUCAUAAGUAUGGCACAAGAAGGUGCAUAAAGCAGUUUGCUUGGUUACUUGCUGUGAUUCAGAGCCUUCUUAUUUUAGCAUCUCACAAACAUUACACGGUUGAUGUUGUUGUUGCAUGGUACACUGUAAAUUUGGUAGCAUUUUUUAUUGACAAGAAAAUGCCAGAAUUGCCUGACCGAUCCACUGGACUCACAUAUCUGCCGCUGCUACCUGUAAGUAGAGAAAAGGAUAGCAGAAGCAUGGAAGAACACCACAAAUUACUUAGUGGAGUUUCUGUUGAGAUUUCAAAUUGAGUAUGGAUUAUUAGUUAAGCUCCCAGUAAUCACCCUGGUUUUCACCUCCGAUUGCUUCCCUUGUGGCACUUUGAAAUAGUUAAUAUGCCUGCAGAAGCUUUGAACACAUGAAU
This is a messenger RNA of Hevea brasiliensis (rubber tree), 1336 nucleotides long. RefSeq names its product phosphatidylinositol:ceramide inositolphosphotransferase 1. Bases 357 to 1223 code for a protein of 288 amino acids. The transcript is spliced from 11 exons. The record is from RefSeq and is a predicted model, not a curated record. Gene Ontology annotation, molecular function: ceramide cholinephosphotransferase activity; sphingomyelin synthase activity; inositol phosphoceramide synthase activity. Gene Ontology annotation, cellular component: trans-Golgi network; Golgi membrane; endoplasmic reticulum membrane. Gene Ontology annotation, biological process: ceramide biosynthetic process. NCBI's taxonomy places the organism in Eukaryota, Viridiplantae, Streptophyta, Magnoliopsida, Malpighiales, Euphorbiaceae.